This is a messenger RNA of Myzus persicae (green peach aphid), 386 nucleotides long. Its product is annotated as insulin-like growth factor I. The record is from RefSeq and is a predicted model, not a curated record. Gene Ontology annotation, molecular function: hormone activity. The transcript is spliced from 2 exons. Bases 40 to 360 code for a protein of 106 amino acids. Gene Ontology annotation, cellular component: extracellular region. NCBI's taxonomy places the organism in Eukaryota, Metazoa, Arthropoda, Insecta, Hemiptera, Aphididae.
AUUAUCUAUUUCUAACUAAUCUUGUGUAAUAUAUAUUUUAUGAUGAUUGUUAUCAGAACUUCAAUAAUGGUGAAGCUCAGUAUGGUGUUGCUGGUAUUCUGUCUGGUCGGAUUAUCGAGGGCCGUGGUUAUACGUCAACCCAACCUAUACUGGGAUAACAUUGACAAAUAUUGUGGCUCAAGGCUGGCAGAUGAACUGCGUGUAAUUUGCAGAGGAAAAUACAACGAAGUACCAGCUGGCCAGCCCGAACUCUCUAUCGGCGCCCGGAGACGUUUGGGAUUGUCUAUGGUCGUCGAUGAAUGCUGCACACUGCCCUGCAAUAGAAGAACGUUGAAAACGUAUUGUGCAUCAGUUCCCUAAUAGGUACACAACCAAUACAAAUAAUA